GACGCGACAGUUUAAUAACUGAAAUGUCACUUGGGGGGAACUUUGGAAAACCGUUAUUUGGUUCACAGACUACUAGUGCUGCUUCUUUUGGAAGUGCAACUCCAACUUUUGGAGGUCCUAGCCCAUUUGCUACUUCUCAGAGCGCUCCUUCGUUCGGUUCGAGUCCCAACGUUUUCCAGGGUGGUUCUGUCUUCGGUGGUGGCGGUACUCCAAGUAGUGUGACGCCGCAAGCAGGAUUUGGAGUACCACCUUCAGGAGCAGCUCCCUCUUCAGUUCCUCCAUCACCGUUUGGACAGGCACAGCCCGCCUUUGGCAACGCAGUUACGAAUGUCAAUCCCGGACAACCUGCUUUUAGUCAACAUACCCCUUCGUUUUUCGGAUCUGGAUCGAAUUUUGGUAAUUCUCAAGCUGUCUUUGCUUCAUCGACUCCUUUCCCAGCAAGUAGUUUUAAUCAACCCUCUUUUGCAGGAGGCGCCAACUCCUUGGGAGGCUUCGGUUCUGUAGGCUUAGGUACACAAACAACUCAAAGUGUACCGACAUUCGGUAACAGUUCUGUUGCAUUCGGAGCAAAGAGUGUUCAGAGCACUAUUCCGCUCUCAACUAGCGCUUUUGGCAACACCCUUCCUAACGUCUCUACGAGUCUCGGUCAGGGUUCCGCACAAGGAAAUACUUUGAAAGGGACAGGCAACCCUAAGUUUCAACCUAUACAAGAAUAUGAUGGUGGUGGAGUGAACGUAAAGUAUAUGUCUAUUUCAAGAAUGCCAGAUUAUCAAGAUAAAUCCUUUGAAGAACUGCGCUACGAAGAUUAUCUAUUGGGAAAAAAGAAUAGUUCUUCUCUUUCAACAUUUCAACCUGUUGGAAGUGGUUUUGGUACAUCUUCUAUCAAUACAGGGUUUGGAGGACCUUCGAGUAGUCUCUUUGCUUCCUCGCCUGCCAUAUCAACUCCAGGCUUUGGCGCAUCUACCAGUUCGCUCUUCGGCAAUACUUCUACAGCGUUUGGUUCUUCGCAACCAUCCUCAGUCCCAGGGUUUGGGUUGGGUUCGUCUCCUUUCGGUCAGACGUCAACAGGAUUUGGCUCAAGUUCUUCAGUCUUUGGUGUUUCCACUCCGGUUCCAGCUUUUGGCUCACAAAGCGGUGCUCCCUUUCAGGCAGCGACAACUUUUGGAUCAAGCUCUUCUUCAUCGAGUUUAUUUAGCAGUAAUUCCAGUCAAAAGCCUUUUUCUGGAUUUGGUACAUCUAUGCCAAACCAACAGCUCGGUAGUUUUGGCUCUACUUCUAUCUUUGGAAAUACAUCGACUGCACCCGCAUUUGGAGGCUCAUUUGGAAAUACAAGUGCGCCUAGUCAACCUACACUUAAUCUUGGCUCUUUUGGUUCCAGUUUUGGUGGUGGAAACAGGUUUGGCUCUGCUUCUAGUAGCUCAGCUUCUUUUGGUUCUUCAACUUUUGCUUCUUCUAGUCCAUUUGCCAACUCAUUUGCGUUUGGAGCGGAUUCAUCGAAGCAAAGUGGUUCAUUGUUCGGUGGAGGAUUUGCGACAUCUCCGCAAACAACCUCAGCAUUAUUUGGAAGUUUACCAGCAGCUUCUAGCGGUACAUCUCUUUUCGGCUCAUUUUCUUCAAGUAAUCCAACAACCAAUAUUCUAUCUCCAAUGGGACAGCAGUCGAACACUGGAGGAUUCGCAGCACCUGCUUUGGGUAUUAGUGGUGUUGGAAACUCUUUUUCAGGACUACAAAGUUCCAGUUCAGGGCUCUUUGGUUCAACACCAACUUUUUCCGCACCUUUCCAACAAAGUUCCUCAUUUUCUAUGGGAAGUGCUCCUUUAUUUGGAACUCAAAACUCAAGCAUUUUACCGAAUAAUCUACAGGGGCAACAGAACUGGUCAUUUGCAACUUCUCAAAGUGUUGCUUUCAAUGAUAUGAAUACCCCAUAUGGAAAGAGUCCUAUCUUUGAAGCAGCCUCUUUGUCACUUGGCAAGUCUUCAGGCACGAACAACUCGCUUGAAAGCACUAACUCUUCAACCAGCCUGUCUUUUUCAAAUGGCAGUUCCAUUGCAAGGCCUUCUGCUCGCUCAUUUGCUCGUAUUCAUGCUAGAAGUCUACGUUCAUCGUUGUCUUUGAGUUCUCCUUUAUUUGAAACAAAAAAACCAGUAUCUGUAUUUAGUCCGGAACACUUCACCUUGGUAGAAGCAGAUGGCAGUAGUCCUUUGUUAAAGUCGCCAGCCAUUGGAAGAUCGGAUAUGAAACGGUUAAUUAUUACCCCAAGAUCAGAUGUCAAAGGAGACAUUUCAAAUGGAGAGUGGAGAAAUUUUGCUAGUGGCUGGAAGUCGCCUCCUGAAAGGAAGCUUUCGUUUCCUUCGUCAUCGCCUACGGUACAGUCUUCAGAGGAACUUGAGAAAACAAAUGGAUUGAUUUCCUCUCCAACAGAACGUAAAACCACAGAUUUGCUAGAACAGAGUCAUGUUGCCAAACCUACUCCAUUGCGAUCUCCUGGACAGUAUUCGGGUAACCUUAGAUCUCCUUCAGUGUAUUCGUCAUAUCGAGAAUUUUAUGAAGAACACUUGUCACCGGAGGCCUCUAGGUUAGAGUCUGUUUCAAAAAUGGAUGAAAGGAGUAGCGCUCCUAUUUUGACAAAACCUACCUAUUUUACUUCCCCAAGUAUAGAAAAACUUCGCAGGAUGGGAGAUGAGGAUCUUAGUCAUGUAUUCCACUUUACUGUGGGCCGAAGAGACAUAGGAGAAAUUCAAUGGUAUGGCGAAACAGACGUACGCAACUUGGAUCUUGACCGCCUGGUUAUUAUUGAAAACCGUGAAGUGACUGUUUAUCCGAAUGAAUCAGAAAAGCCCGAAGUUGGUAUUGGCCUGAAUAAACCUGCAAAAGUGAGCCUUCACAAGGUUUGGAAAAUGGAUAAAAAGACAGGACAACCACUGAAGGACGUUGCCAGUGUUACCAACUUUACUGCGAAGCUGAAGUCUCAUUGUGAGAAACAAGGUCUAACAUUCUUAGGAUAUGACGCUACCCAAGGCACGUGGUCUUUUGAAGUCCCUCAUUUUAGCAGGUAUGGGCUUCCAGAUAGCGAAGAUGAGUCGAGUGAAGAGGAAGUUGUACUUGAAAGCAGUUUGGGGCACACAUCUGCUUCCUUGAACCUUGUAUUUGAUAAGGAAAUCGAACGAAUUCAUGAAGAUGAAGCAGAAGAUGAGUUUCCAACUGUGGAACGAAUGAACAUUAAGGAGUCAGUGGACGAAAAAGUCGGCACUUCUAAAGAGAGUCAGAUGGAUUUGAACACGUUUAUUCACUCAAAAGAUGGCAAGAAAUGGACUUCUUCUAGAAUGCUUUUAUCAUCGAGAAAAAAUCCUUUCAAGUCGAAUAUAUUUUCGGCAGAAUUAGGUAAAACACCAGAACAGCAGUUUUUUUCCUCAAAUAGUAAGAUGGAAGAGAGCCAACCCAAUAAGCAACAUUUUGACUUGCGAAAUGUGAUACAAAAGUCUCCAUCUUCUAUGAAAACUUCCCCAGAGCAAGUGCCUGGUUGGUUGAAUGCGGAGUCAUUUAAAGAUGAAAUAGAAGAACCCAUGCAAAAGGGCUCAACUAAGAAUCGCAAAUUUACUCGACGGUUUUUAGAGUUGUGUUUUCGAGUGUCUUUGAACAAUUCGUUCCUUUACACAGAAACAGAAAUGAAAGGGAAGCCACUUUCAUUUUUGAGUCGUUCUUUUAGAGCCAGUGUAGGCCCAGGCUUUCAAGUCGCUUUUCCAAUUCCAAGUUUUAUGGAAUCUAAUCGACCCUUUAUUUCACCUGUUUUUAUUCAUGAGCAAGCUGAAGAGUGGGAACAUUCAUUUAUUCAAAAGACCCUUCGGAUUCAUUUCUCUUCUUGGAAACUGAGCUUUGAUACCGAAGAAAUGAACGAUUCCUUUGUGUACAGACGUCCCAGUUUUCGAUUUCCCUUUAGGCAUCGUGAGGUUGUCAUGAAAACACUGCAACAUCUUAUUUUAGAAGCAGGUUUUAGUGGUAAUCAACAUUUUGAGCUUGUCCUUCGACUUUUGCUUGUUCUCUUUGUCCAAAAUAUUGACCUCGACCAGGAUACUAGAACAUCACAUGAUAUUGAGUUGCUUUUAUUUAGGCGUCAUCUGUCAGGUUGGUUGCAGAAUUUUGCUUGUACCUGGUCGCAAGAGGAGAGAAAUCCUGCUCAAGAUCAAUUUCUUUAUAUUUUUCACUUGUUAACUAGAGGUGAGAUUGAACAAGCUGUGAAGUUUUGUAGUGAGACGAAGAAUUUCCGAUUGGCAUGUAUGGUUGCUAAGGGUAUGCAGUUGCAAGAUGAAGGCUAUCGAUCGAGUUGUUUGAAGAUUCAUCGUUUCUAUUGUGGACACGUACCGAAGGAUUUGGAUCGUAUUUAUGCUUUACUAAGUGGGGAUAUUUUACAUGCUACCGAGAAUCUUUCGUUAUCUUGGUAUAGGACUUUUGGGUUGCAUUUCUGGUAUGGCUCAGGGGCUUUGGUAACUGAUUCGGAUGGACUAAAGUGUUCUCUACAAUCAUAUAUUGAUGAAUGGCAAAGUAAUGAAUUUGUUGCUCCUCCAGUUCCACCUCAUAUUGUGAUAACAGUACCCGAACAUGAACAGUUAGAAGCCUCAAAAGGUUUGAAAUCAGACAGUCUCAUUUACGAUGCUUGCUAUGUAUUGUUAUGCAUUGCCGCAGAUUUGUAUCCCGAACAUGUGCAAUGGAUGCACCUAGCCACUCCAUUAGCAUAUGGCGUAGUUUAUGAUGCCUUGGAUGCUCAUAAACCUUGGCUAGUUUGUGAGAUUCUGUCAAGCAUUUGUGCGACAUCGUAUUUGGAACCCAAGGUUAUCAUUUCGUUUGCUAUUCAACUGGAAAUGAUGCAUUUGUAUACUUGGGCAUUUUACGUACUGUGGUCUUGUGAAGUCUUUGGAAAUAAUAACAUGUUUUAUCUGAAAAAUGUAUUUAUCCACUGGUUUCCUUGGAUUAUAGUGGAAGAAGUAGAAGGAACGGAUGGAAAGCUAUCGUCAGAUAGAUUUUUACGUGAAGAACUUGGUGUGCCCGCUUCUUGGUUUGAAGAAGCGGCAUGUAUUUAUUCUCGAUACAACUUUCAAUUUAUAGAAGAGGUUGAUCAUCUUUGCGUCUUGCUACAUAUGGAAGCAGAUGAAUAUCCUCUUUUUAGUUGUGUUCAUUUAGCUAAUCGAGCGCAUCAAGUCGUCUUAGGUCGAGCAGCUCCAAGUGUGUUUGUAUUGGACACCAGUAGUGUUCAGUGGAGGAAACUCAAAAAGAUACUAAGUGUAUUAGGUGCCAUAGAUAGAGAUUAUCCAGGCAUGAUACGAGACUACAAGAAUGGUGGUAGUAUUCUGGAAGGAAUAUGUUCCAUUAUACAAGGAUUUCGUUUAUCACUUGAAGAUUUGGAAAGUUUAUUGAAAAAUAUGGAAUUAUUUUCAUCGCUUGUGAGUAAUCUUGGAUGUUCGAAACAAGGAGACAUGACUUUGGAGCUCUUUAUUACUUGUAUAUUCUCACAUGUUUUUCGAGAAACAUGGAAACAGCUAAUGGAAGAUACGGAUGACUCCAAGUUUCAAAGACUUGCGAGUUGUUUGGAAACUCUACAGUAUUCUUCACAUGUUCCUUGGAGCUGCAAACAAUUCAUUCAUAACUUUAUCGAAACAUAUCGUUCCUCCGGCAUUUCUUUUACCCGAGAAUUGUCGACACGAAGCUAUUUUCAAUUGUUUGAUUUAUGGUUUCCACGAAAGUUGGUUGAAUAGAUUGUCAAGGCAGAAGUAUUGGUAGGACUGAAGUGUAUAUGAAGGAAAUGGAUAAAAGAUUUCUUGUCAAA
Galdieria sulphuraria is the source of this 5818-nucleotide messenger RNA. Its product is annotated as nucleoporin family protein. Gene Ontology annotation, biological process: RNA export from nucleus; post-transcriptional tethering of RNA polymerase II gene DNA at nuclear periphery; protein import into nucleus. Gene Ontology annotation, molecular function: structural constituent of nuclear pore. The coding region runs from base 24 to 5747 and encodes 1907 amino acids. Gene Ontology annotation, cellular component: nuclear pore cytoplasmic filaments; nuclear pore. NCBI's taxonomy places the organism in Eukaryota, Rhodophyta, Bangiophyceae, Galdieriales, Galdieriaceae. The record is from RefSeq and is a predicted model, not a curated record. The transcript has a single exon.